GCUUUCCUGAGCCCUACUACACGCCCGCCCGCCGCCUCCACCGUCUCCGCUCGCCGCGCGCUCCCGCCGCCGCGCAGCUCAUCUUCCCCUAGGCUUCUUCCCUUCCGGCGGGGCCAUCCAGAUUACUGGGUCCUCUCUGUCCAGAAGGCCUCGCCUCGCCUCGCCGGUGACAGCCAUGGGGGAACCGAGCAAGGAGCUCCUGGACCUCCCCUCCGAGCCCAAGCCGCCAUCCCUCAUCGAGUCGAUUCUCGUGGGGAGGAGAGAACAGCAGCAGCACAAGGAGGGGAAGCGCAAGGCGGGGCCUCCCACCGAUCCACUCCCCAAGAGCCAAGUUCUAGGAAGAGUGAAAGAUUUCUUGGGAGAGAUGGCAAAGGCGAACGAGAAAUUGCAUCUCGAUGUAAAAAAUAAGCGUCCUGAAGAGUAUGAUAUCGAAGCGCUUACAGGGAACGAGAAGGAAUAUAUUGAGAUGGAUUUGCUUCUUGGUGUAGCUGAUUUGCAUUCAGAGAAAGCUGUAGAAGUAGCUGAAGCAACAAUGAACGGCUUCCCACCUUCAGGAAGGUCAUUCGCUUGCAGCUCAUCUGACUCUGAAGAUGAUAGUGAUGGUAGUGACGAAGACAGCGGUGAUGAAACAAACAUGUCUAGCAAAGAUGCGGAUGAACCGGAGGCUCAAGCAUCAAAAGGAAAGAAGCCCAAUAAACGGCAGAAGAUCGUUGUUCUUAACUAGGAUCCUUGUCAUCUUUGACAAACCAAGGGGAGGGAGUUGUGCUAGUAUUUCAGAAAGGUUGUGCUACAGAAUGGGACUGAGACUACCAGGGCAGCUUGAAGAACAGACAUCAAGAUAUCAGAAUUACCUACUGUAUUUUGUUGUAGAAUGCUGAGGUUAGCUAGGAUUAUUUGUUUUCGUCAGGGCCAAAUGAUGGCAUGUCAAGGCCCUACUUGGGGAAUACACUGCGCAGCAGUAUUGCCAGUUCUGAUCUAUACGACUAUACGUGUCCCUUUAGUUCCUUGGAGCCGAGUUAUUGAUUUUGUUUCAUAUACAUUGAAAUCAAUGUUCACGAAUACUCAUGUAUUCGUUUAAUUGUCUGAUA
Oryza sativa Japonica Group (Japanese rice) is the source of this 1088-nucleotide messenger RNA. RefSeq lists its product as uncharacterized. Gene Ontology annotation, biological process: box C/D snoRNP assembly. Lineage: Eukaryota; Viridiplantae; Streptophyta; Magnoliopsida; Poales; Poaceae. Gene Ontology annotation, molecular function: box C/D methylation guide snoRNP complex binding. The record is from RefSeq and is a predicted model, not a curated record.